Molecule: messenger RNA, 1293 nt
Organism: Mya arenaria
Lineage: Eukaryota; Metazoa; Mollusca; Bivalvia; Myida; Myidae
Product: CUB and zona pellucida-like domain-containing protein 1
Exons: 6
Coding region: 156-1166 (336 amino acids)
Source: RefSeq, a predicted model, not a curated record
AAUAUUAUGUGUAGUGCUUGUUAAGACUUCAGCGUCCAUAUGUUGUGGGAGCAGAUAACAUUCGAUGAGAAUAGAAGUUCGCAAUUCAAUAUCAAUGAAUAAUUGUUUUGGAGUCAAAUGCAGUGUUCGGCCAAAACUUGAGGAUAUCAUACUUAAUGCUUUCCAUUAUCAAGAUGAGGCGAAUUUGGUGUGUUCUUGUUUUAACACAGUAUGUAACAGUGGCCUUUGACCUAGGUUGUGAUGACGGGACAUAUGGCCAGAACUGCAGUGAGAUGUGUGGAAACUGUCUGAACAAUUCUGUAUGUGACCCAGUGAACGGCUCAUGUCCAAGUGGAUGUGACAAAGGAUUCAUGGGUCUUAGAUGCAUUGAAAUUGAUUAUAUAAAUUUGGCGAUCCAACAUGGUUGCACAAGCUACAGUUGGAACAUAAGCAUGGACCUGGCAUUGCUGCAGCAGAAGUUUCCAAAUAUAACGGAGUCAGAUGUUUUUCUUGGUGGAAGUUCUUGCAAAGGUGUCAUAAAUGGAACAUUGCUCGAGUUUGAGUAUGACUUUACACAAUGUCACACUUCUAAACAGAAACAUGAUGAUUUCUUUGUUUACAAUAACAGACUUGUAUACGCCAAGUUUGACGAAGACAAUGCAAUGAUCAUUCGCCAACAUAUUUGGGAGUAUGAAGUAGAAUGUGAUUUGGUAACAAGCGGCCAAUCUUCCUCCCAUAUUCACCAUGGCGUACAUCAUGAUCAUGCCAUAACAGUUCAAAACAAUAUCAAUUUAGCCUUUUACAGUGAUGCUAACUUUGCCGAUCAGAUAAAAGGCAAUCCCGUGGAAGUUCACACUGGUGAUAAUGUUUACGUCAAAGUAUUUACGACGAUUGCUGAUUGGUCAAUGAAAUUGAGGCUACACUCGUGCUUCACAAGACAAACUAGCUCAGGAGCCGCAACAAAUUAUUUUCUUAUUAAGGAUGGGUGUGAGGUCGACAAGUAUACACACAUCAUGUCGCAGUCAACGCACGAGACCACGUUCAUGUUUCAAGACUUUGAGUACUCUUCCGAUCUAGAGGGUCUGGACGUGUUUUGCAAUGCAACCCUUUGCGAUACGUCUGAUUUCACGCCACGUUGUAUGCAGUCUUGUAACAGGCUAUUCCAGCGGCCAAAUGUAGUCGGAUAGCAUACCAUUUUGACACAUUAAUUGUUAUAUUAGCAUUGCUAAAGUAAAAUAUUUCAAGACUGAUAUUAUAUCAAGGAAGUGGCUAAAAUCAUUUGCUUUCAACAUUUUCUACGAAUCAUAAAUAUAU